GCCACUCAUGUCGCGCCCGUGAUGCGUCAGUGGCUGCGUGUACCAGAGGAGAAAUGCGUGGGCUGAUCCCUGCCUCAAGGUUCCUUCACUGUGCUCCUCAGUAUUUAACAGUCGGCAGUCGACAGUCUAUCUUGAUCCUCCCUUCACAAAACAAAGCGAUAUCAUCACGAUAUCACCAUCGUUAUCGCGCUUCAACAGAGUGGGGAGUGGGCCUGCCCAUCCAGUUCAUCGAAGCUUCCCAGUCUCCAUGAAAACGGGGCCGUAGCA
Molecule: messenger RNA, 267 nt
Organism: Aspergillus versicolor CBS 583.65
Lineage: Eukaryota; Fungi; Ascomycota; Eurotiomycetes; Eurotiales; Aspergillaceae
Exons: 1
Coding region: 54-251 (65 amino acids)
Source: RefSeq, a predicted model, not a curated record